AUGCCCGCACUCCCUGAAACCUCCACAACAAACAAUCUCUUCCUCCUCUGUUUUGCCAACCUCCUCUUAAUCCUCUUCUUCCUUAAUUCCUCUGGUGUUCACGGGGUGCCACUCAGAGAGCACAAACUGUGGGGAAGUGAUUCAGACUCCCAGAGGGGAAAUGUCCACCAGGCUCCUGAUGCUGACAUGCUCAAAGCCUUGGAGUACAUCGAGAGCCUUGGAGUGCACCGAGAGCCUCCGUCAGAGAACCGACACAGACACCCUUUUAACAGCCCCCUCUCUGCAGGGUACGAUGCCAGCCACAUGGAUGAUGCUGAGAAGCUGCGUAUGAUGCUGAGACUGGCCUCUAACCCUGUGCAGAGUAAAAAUGAGGAUGAGGAAGAGGAGGAGGGAAGGGAGGAUAAGAGUGAGGAGCUGCUCCAGGCUGUGCUCAGUACCCUCGAGCAGGUGGAGAAGGCCCCCAAGCCAGAUUCACUUCGCCCCAGCACCGGAGGAGGAGCCAUGAAGGACGGCAUGUAUCCCCGGGUGCAGCAGAAGCAACAGGGCACCAUGCUCCAAAAAAAGAAGCUUCCGCUAAUGUUUGAGGAUGAGGAAGAGGGUGAGGGGGGUGAAGAAGAAGAGGACGAGGGGCCAGAUUUGAAGCACGAGAGCCACUUCAAGCGCACCAAUGAGAACGUGGAGGAGAAGUAUACGCCACAGAAUCUGGCAACGCUGCAAUCUGUGUUUGAUGAACUGGACAAGCUGACUGGUGCGAAGACCGUGCAUAAACGUCAAGGCGAGGAAGACGAUAUGGAGGGCGAUGAUGAGGAAGAUGACGACAUGUUUAAUGUCAGCAAUGUGGCGUAUGAUGAUGUGGGUGGGGAUCUCGCACUCAACUGGGGUCCACAACAAGACCAGGAGGAGGAGGAGGAGGAAGAGGAGAGGGACAGCAAACAAGAGGUUGACCGAGGGCUUGAUUAUGUUGAUGACAAUGAUGAAGAAGAUGAUGAGGAUGAUGAAGAGGAAGAUGAUGAAAGUUAUCCAGUCAAGAGGUCAAAAGAUCCAGAUGAUGUUACCAACCUAGUGGACUAUUACCUCCUGAAAGUGCUGGAGAAAACAGAGGAACAGAAACGAGAGAUAGAGGAAGAGGAGGAGGAGAAGAAGAGGGCUGAGAGGAGAGUGGCUCAGACACAGUACAGAGAUGACAUAUUCCCGCGAACCAUCUACGAGUUCAUUCAGAUCUCCCAGAAAUACCAUAUUCCACCUGAAGACCUGAUGGACAUGCUCAAAACCGGAGAGAUAAUGAGUCAAGACAAGUUACGAAAGAGCAACAACUUAUCCAGAGCACAAAACAGGCUCUCUCAGAUAUCCUCAAAGAAGAUACACAAGCUUCCCGAGGCUAGGUUCUACAACAGACGCCUGCCUGAUACUCAAAAAUCCCCAGAGGAGAUGAGGACAGAAGAAAUCCUCAACAUCCUGGGGUUAGGGGGCAGGGAGGAUCGAGCUCCUGUCAGGAAGCAGAAGCAGUACAAGAGCUCGCUGUCACGACUUCACACUCUGCCUAUGGGGCGUUCGGGGGAUUCUGCUCCCACUCAACGGCGCCUUCCCACCACACUGAGGGAUGACUAUGACAACAACAUGGAUGAGGAUGAACUGGCGGCGUAUUUAGCAGCUCAGAUGCCGGCACAGUAUCUGAACCUCGCGUCCAGCAACAACAACAACAGGGCGAGCCAAAAGCGGGAUGAGGCUGAACAGAGCAUGACAGGCUCUUUUGAACAGGCCAUACAGGACUAUUUUGAUCACAUGGACUCAGAUCAAAGCCCAAAUGAAAAGAGACAGUCGGAGGACGGUGAGAGGGGCGAUGACACACAAAUGCAAGGCACUGACAAUGAGGCCGUGAUGAAACUGCUGAGCUACCUGAACCCAGAAACUGAGGAAAGUGAUACUGAUGCCAAAACUGCCCAAGGAAUAUAAAUAGGGCUGUAUAUAUGUGUAGCAGGGUCCAAAACUCUGAGACCACUGUCCCAUUUAAGACUUUUGGACCUAUAUAUAUAUAGAGAGAGAGGGAGAGAGUUUGGUGGAGGG
This is a messenger RNA of Toxotes jaculatrix (banded archerfish), 2064 nucleotides long. RefSeq names its product secretogranin II a (gene scg2a). The transcript has a single exon. The record is from RefSeq and is a predicted model, not a curated record. Gene Ontology annotation, cellular component: secretory granule. The coding region runs from base 1 to 1953 and encodes 650 amino acids. NCBI's taxonomy places the organism in Eukaryota, Metazoa, Chordata, Actinopteri, Toxotidae.